GAAUUAUCAUAUAAUCUCCCACUCCUCCUCAGUCUUCUUCAGUUCAUCAUUAUUUUGUGCUGAAAUUUCAGUUUCAGCAAAAAUAUGGCAGCAGAAAUGGCUCUCAUAAAACCCGUUUCCAAAUUCAGCCCAAGAAUUGGGAACCCAAGAAUCCCAGUGGGGAGAAGAUUCUCCACCGUCAGAAUGUCGUCCACCGCCGCCCCGUCUCCGGCAAAGCCGAAGAAGAGUCAGAAACAGGAGAUACAGGAGACCCUUUUGACCCCGAGAUUUUACACCACUGAUUUUGAUGAAAUGGAGCAGCUUUUCAACACACAAAUCAACAAGAACUUGAACAUGGAUGAGUUUGAGGCUUUGCUUCAGGAGUUCAAGACAGAUUUCAACCAGACCCACUUUGUCAGGAACAAGGAAUUCAAGGAGGCUGCUGACAAGAUUGAUGGGCCAUUGAGGCAGAUUUUUGUGGAGUUCUUGGAGAGGUCUUGCACUGCUGAGUUCUCUGGUUUUCUUCUCUAUAAGGAGCUUGGAAGGAGGCUCAAGAAAACCAAUCCUGUCGUUGCUGAGAUUUUCUCCCUCAUGUCUAGGGACGAAGCCCGCCAUGCUGGGUUCUUGAACAAAGGUUUAUCUGACUUCAAUCUGGCUCUGGACUUGGGGUUCCUAACAAAGGCCCGAAAAUACACUUUUUUCAAGCCUAAGUUCAUUUUCUAUGCGACUUAUUUGUCUGAGAAGAUUGGAUAUUGGAGAUACAUAACCAUAUACAGGCAUCUCAAGGAGAACCCUGAAUACCAAUGCUAUCCGAUUUUUAAAUACUUUGAGAACUGGUGCCAGGAUGAGAACCGCCAUGGUGAUUUCUUCUCGGCUUUGAUGAAGGCACAGCCUCAGUUCCUAAAUGACUGGAAGGCAAAGUUGUGGGCUCGUUUCUUCUGUCUGUCGGUUUAUGUGACGAUGUACCUCAAUGACUGCCAAAGAACGGCUUUUUACGAGGGCAUUGGCCUUGAUACUAAAGAAUUUGACAUGCAUGUUAUCAUUGAGACAAACCGCACAACUGCAAGAAUUUUCCCAGCUGUACUGGACGUUGAGAACCCAGAAUUCAAGAGGAAGUUGGACCGCAUGGUGGAGAUCAACGAGAAACUCCUUGCUGUUGGAGAAACCGACGAUAUCCCGUUGGUGAAGAACUUGAAGAGGAUUCCUCUCAUUGCAGCUCUGGCUUCUGAGUUAUUGGCUGCAUAUCUCAUGAAACCUAUUGAAUCUGGUUCAGUGGACUUUGCUGAUUUUGAACCACAACUUGUGUACUAAUUUUACCAUAUAAUUUCAAAUUCAUUUUCUACAUAACCGUGAUUAUUGUAUAAAAACAUGGAGCACAGAACAGAGGCAUCACUGUAAGGAUCGGGCACUUCUCUGCAGUUCCUGAAAUGCUAAUUGCUACAUCUUUUAA
Sesamum indicum (sesame) is the source of this 1429-nucleotide messenger RNA. RefSeq names its product dicarboxylate diiron protein, putative (Crd1) (gene CRD1). Gene Ontology annotation, biological process: chlorophyll biosynthetic process; photosynthesis. The record is from RefSeq and is a predicted model, not a curated record. Gene Ontology annotation, molecular function: metal ion binding; magnesium-protoporphyrin IX monomethyl ester (oxidative) cyclase activity. Lineage: Eukaryota; Viridiplantae; Streptophyta; Magnoliopsida; Lamiales; Pedaliaceae. Gene Ontology annotation, cellular component: chloroplast thylakoid membrane.